Molecule: messenger RNA, 1541 nt
Organism: Pieris brassicae (large cabbage white)
Lineage: Eukaryota; Metazoa; Arthropoda; Insecta; Lepidoptera; Pieridae
Product: tRNA-uridine aminocarboxypropyltransferase 1
Exons: 2
Coding region: 589-1515 (308 amino acids)
Biological process (GO): tRNA modification
Cellular component (GO): nucleus
Molecular function (GO): tRNA-uridine aminocarboxypropyltransferase activity
Source: RefSeq, a predicted model, not a curated record
AAUAAUAAUGAGUCCGAAAACGCAACAUAAAUAUCAUUAAAAUCAGAAUGCUUUUUUUGAAUUGACAAAUAUACAACUAUGAACCACAACGCUUGGUUCUUGACUGGAUAACAUUUUGAAGAGUGGAAUCGCUAUCAUCGAAUUUUUAAAAAAUUCAAUUUUCAAGGGAAAUUUCAAAAACACGCCAAUUUUUACAGUUUUUUUAGUAUUGUAUAUCACAUUCCUGAUUUUGAAAUUAAAGUAGAGUACGAGCAGAUCGUAAAAAUAGGAUCCGUGUGGUUAACCUCACUAAUUGUAUAUUCGUUUAAUAUGACCGUCGCCCAUGUCACCGCAUGAUCCGCUUGGUGAGGGCAUCCUAGAGGAUUUCUGGGGGGAAAUCAGAUUAGCCUAAGGGUACGUCCCCGAGACUAUCUGGCAACACUGAUUCGUGCAUCAUUACGUACUGUGAACUCAUUCACAGAAAUAUGGAAACAAUAAACAAUAUUUAUUAAUUAUUCAAAGAAUAUAUCAUCUACUUUUAUUUACUAUUUUAUUAAUAAAUUUUAAAAUUAGUGUACGAUUUACCUACCAAGCCAAUUUUGUGACAAAAUGAAUCCAAAAAGUCCUGAAGCAAGGAAGCAGGAAGAAAAUCCAUUCGGUGGAUUGAAAAUAAGUGACUCCGAUGUUUUGCUUAGUUUAAAAAGUCGGAAUCCAUGUCCACGUUGUUAUAAAUCCCGGAUGUAUUUUUGUUACACUUGUUACGUGCCGGUUUCCACUCUAGAGGGUAGAAUUCCAUUUUGUAAUCUACCUAUCAAAGUUGAUAUAAUAAAACACAAGCGUGAAAUUGAUGGAAAGAGCACAUCUGCACAUGCAGCAGUUUUAGCCCCUAAACAUGUAAACAUUUUUACAUACCCCAAUAUACCACAAUAUGAUGAAGAUGAAAGAGUGGUUCUCCUUUAUCCUGGGACUGAUGCUUGCACAGUACCUGAGUUGUUUACUGGUAAACAUGAAAAGCAGUCAUAUUCAGACCACCUGUUAGCAGAGUUGCCCCAUGGCUAUAAUGUUGGUACAUUAAUGAAGAAAAUAUUUAAUAACAAUCAGGUACAUAGAAUUUGCCACAGUGAGAAUUUACCUAUUGAUAGACUUGUGUUGAUUGACAGUACUUGGAAUCAAAGCAAAGGAAUAUUUGCUGAUAGCAGACUACAAUGCAUACCAAAAGUUGUUUUACAGAAUAGAGUUUCACACUUUUGGCGCCAUCAAAAAGGUAGUCCACGUUGGUAUCUGUCAACAAUUGAAGCUUUGCAUCAAUUUUUGUUAGAACUACACAUUUGUGCAUGGGGUUGUGAUAAGAACUAUGUAUCUGAACUAACACAGGAGUAUUCAGUUCAUAAAGACGAAAACCACUCGCAGUGUAAGCCAUACAAUGGUCAAUAUGAUGAGUUAUUAUACUUUUUUAAAUUCAUGUAUGAAAAACUACAUAGACUUUAUGACCAUGAAAAUUUACUGGCUUACAAAAGACCAAUGGAAGUAAAAUGAUUAAAUAAAUAAUAAAUUUAAAUGUG